This is a messenger RNA of Saprolegnia diclina VS20, 1673 nucleotides long. RefSeq lists its product as hypothetical. The transcript has 3 exons. NCBI's taxonomy places the organism in Eukaryota, Oomycota, Saprolegniomycetes, Saprolegniales, Saprolegniaceae. The record is from RefSeq and is a predicted model, not a curated record. Bases 205 to 1584 code for a protein of 459 amino acids.
GAUGGCGUGAUUCCUUGAAGGAACACGCCGGUGCCGGAGCAUAAACACUGCAUUGCGUGCGCUUGCGGCCGGCGCCUCCAUCCGGCGAACGCAGAUCGUAGCCACCUCUGUCACCAGAUUACACCCCCAGGGGGACUUUUCUGUGGUUGUUGACAUUACGAGCAUCACGCCACACGCUUACGUGAUGUAGCUCACACUAUACACAUGCUACUUGUCGAACAGACGACAAUAAGUUUAGUGUGCGACGUUUCAUCGCGGUUUGAAGCGUCAGCCAUGCGUCGCUCGUCAGCACCGCGUACUGGCCAGAGCGCCGCCUCGCUGCAAGCCCCAGCCUCGCUCCAUGGGCCGCGCGAGGUAGCGCCACCCAACACCACCGUACUGCAGCGCAAGGCGGCUCGUGGGCCCGCGCCGACUGGUCAAACCACCGCCCGUACCGACACCACCAAGGCGCUGGCAGGCGCUAUGCUAGCACCUAGCGUCGCAGUGCGGCCCGCCAAGCCUCUGGCCAAGGUCAAGACGGUGGAUCUAUGGAACGCUAAGAUCAACCGGUGUCAUGACCGCGCCGUCAUUCACACCUUCCGCAACGCCGUCCUGGCUCUGGACUUGACGCUGUCUGUCGCGAUCGGCGGUGGCCAAUCGACAAGCCUCCUCUCGUCCACGAGCAAGAACAAUAACCAUGCGACGGUGGCACUGGCGCUCACGACAGCAACCCUCCCGAUCGAGCCGCACACCACGCUUCGCAAGCUCACAACCAUCUCUAUCGCCGCGCGAUCGCCCAAGACGUUGACGUUCAUCGAGGCUGCGUACCAGGUACCGUCGUCGUCGUGGCGUCUUGUGGCGACGACAGAUGACGGCACCGACCUCGGCAUCUACCAAGCAAUGGUACCGUCGUACACGCUCAUCGCGCUCGUCUGGAAGGCCGGCCUCGAAGUGCUUCGGUACCACACCUCCUUCUCCUUGCUCGAUGUAGUAUAUAGAUGUAUGGACUAUCUAACUAGCGUACACGCGAUUGCAUCGCUGCCAGCCCUCGCGACGACGCUUCUUGGACGGGUCGUCGCACCCGUCUACGACGAUGUUGACUCGCAGCACGGUUUUCAUGGGUACACGAUCGCCGUCACGAUGCGGCAGCUGGAUAGCACGGUACUCUGGGAGCACGAGUUCUACGCCGUCGACUUUGAUCGUACCCAAGACGGUGCCACAGCACACCUUCUCUCGCCUGCGGGUGCCUUCCGAGACAAGUGCCGGCUCUUGGCCGACCUGCCGCACCUCGCGAUCGCUACGGAUGCGUUUACAAGCCGCGCGACCCACUGUGUCCUCCUCGAGUUGGCGAUGUGGGACUUUGAAAAAUCGUUGCGUGCAGCGACGAGCCACUGCGUGCUGCUACAGCGCGAACCGCAGAUGGCCAAUCUCGAUCUGGACGUCCAUAGCGCGCAGUUUCAAGACGCGAUCCAGAUGGGCUUCGAGACGCCGGACAUGACGUGCCGUAUCAACUGCGUCGCCUCAAAGAAACGUGCGCUGGUCCUGUCCGCCGUUGUCGGUCUCCGCCGGUCGUUUCUCGAGGCAACGUAUGGCGUCCGCACCUAGCGACCACCCGCCUCUGCACGACCGUGCUGUGCAUAAGAGAUACUAAACUUUGCAGAUCAAAGUGUCCACGCUGCUCCACACAUCGUUCG